This is a messenger RNA of Oreochromis niloticus (Nile tilapia), 4681 nucleotides long. Its product is annotated as potassium voltage-gated channel subfamily G member 3. The record is from RefSeq and is a predicted model, not a curated record. Gene Ontology annotation, biological process: protein homooligomerization; action potential; potassium ion transmembrane transport. The transcript has 3 exons. Gene Ontology annotation, cellular component: voltage-gated potassium channel complex; membrane. Bases 2691 to 3905 code for a protein of 404 amino acids. Gene Ontology annotation, molecular function: delayed rectifier potassium channel activity. NCBI's taxonomy places the organism in Eukaryota, Metazoa, Chordata, Actinopteri, Cichliformes, Cichlidae.
GUUAUUACAGUGUUUUGUUUUACUUUUUUGGUCUCAUCAUUAGUACCAUCGCUUUUAUUGUGAUAUUUUUACAGAUUUCUUUUAUAGUUUUUGGGGGAGUUUCUUGCAGUAUUUUUCCACUGUUAUACAUCAUUGUGUGACAUGUGCAGUUCAUUACCUCACCUGAGCAGAUAAAUGGUUAAUCAGCUCACAGGGAGAUUAACUCUGUUUAUGUCAGCUAAAGGUCAAAGACAGCGACCAUGACGCAGAGAGGAACCCGGGGGGUCCAGAGAUGGAGACAGGUCCAUGUCCUUUAAAGGACACUGUAGACAUCGUGAAGCAAUACGAACACAAACAUACCCCGCACUAGCUGACUGCAGACACUGUAAAUGGACUGGACUCUGUGUCGAAUCUUCCGCCUUUUUAAAUGUACAUUGGUCAGUGUGUGGUGUAACCAAAACCUGAAAACCUGCACACCAGUACCUUUGCCACCGACUGAUUGUAACUAAUGUUUAUUGUGUUGGACCAGUAUUACCAGCUACUGAAGAACAGGAGGGUCAGCUGACGGUCGAGAACUGGGGAAGAUGAGGAUCCACUCAGAGGUUAGAGAUUAAAGCAAAGCUGAGGAAGCGAUUUAAACUCUGAUCCUUUUAAUGCAGCACGCAAUGCUUUUACCCAGUGGGAGGGUAACGAGAUAGCCUGAGAAUACAGGUGAUUCUAACUCUGUUCCAAAGUACAGUGACUCAGUCUCAGCAUGAUUAGAGAAACAGAAAAAAUGGAGACUUCAUACAAGAGUGUAAAAACAAACAUCAAUGAGAGACAAUAAAGGAGUUCAACAUGACUGAAAUAUGCUAAAGUGGAGAGAACAAGUUCAGAACCAGUUCUGAUAUGAAGACCUGAUAAUGAGUUUUGGUAAAAACAGAAGUUUCUGUUUUACACGUUUGUGGCGGGGCGUGGUUGGUGGCACGGCUGCGGCGAGGCGGACACACCUGAGCGGCAUCCGCAAUCACGCCUCACCUGCAUAAAAGGAAGAACUGGGUCGGGUCUGAGGGUUGUUGUUGCUGGUGACGUGGUCGGCUGCGAGCUGAAAAGUUGCAGCUGUGUGUGUAAAGCACAGCAACCACAAAUAAAAGUGUAUGCUGGAAAGCAUGGAGACGUGGUCAGGUCUGCUGUGGAUUUCUUCCAACGUUAUAUGUUGGAUUCAUGAGGUUUGAGGCACGGCAAACCCAGUACCAGGCAAGCCAGGGAAGUUGAUGGCCCAAAGUGUAGCCGAGCUCGUGACCACCACCUCUUCAACAUCCUGGCCUCUGUAAAAAGGUUCAGAUCCAUCAGGUGCAAAGCCAACAGACUAAAGAACAGCUUCUUCCCGUGGGCUGUUACUCUUAAUGCAAGAGUGUGAGCAGACCUCUCCCAUACAGUCGUACAACCACUCUGUCGCUGCUAUUUAUUAUGUUGCUGCCAUUUUCUUUUUUCCUCUGGAAUAUUUCGGCAGAUGUGCAGAUGAUUCAUGUCCUUAACGACGAUAGCCCUUCCACCCUUAUUUAUUAUUUAUUAUAUUUUAUAAGGAUGCCCUUGUAAUGCUUGUUUUUCUUUUUCUUUUUUUGUAUAUUGUUUUCUUUACUUUCGGACCUUUGUGAUCUUGCUGCCUAACUUCACCGUGCAACUGCAACUGUUCUUUAUGCAGUUUAAGUUAAUUUCAUGUUUUUAAGCUACAAUAAAUAAGCUACUUUGUUUAAAAAAUCAGAUUGUAAUGUAUAGAUUGUUGGUUUUAAAACAAACAUUUGAAGGUUCUACAAAAUGUUUCCGGGGUGGAACCAAUGUUUAAUGUGUUGUUUAGAGUUGACGAUAUUUUAAAUUACACGCCACACUUGGUAGAGGGCAGCAUGUUUUCCUUUCUCAGUGGGUGGUAGAGAUUUGGAGAUGCAUGCAGUGAGGUUUUCCAGCUGUGGGUAAAGAGUGUACACUGCAAGAGUUUUCAUUACUCCCUUCAUGUUAAUGCAGACAUUGAGUUCCUUGUUCUCUCCAAAAUUUCGAUGAUGAUGAUGAUGAUGAUGAUGACAAGCUGUGUCCAGCAGGGGGAAACCUUUCCGCAGCUCUGCAGGUUAUUACUGAGUUCAUAAAAUCAUUAUGCACACAUGCUUUGAUGCUCACUGAAACAUUAAAUUAUGAUGAAGAGGAUUAAAUGUUUAAUAUGUGAUGAAAAUGAGGACAGCUAAAGAGGAAGAAGAUCAACAGGAGAGGAUGAGGAGAUGCUGAAGCACAGGAAGGAGGUUUUGGGGGAAAGUGUCUCCGGCUCGGACUCUUCGGAUCAUCAAGUGAUCCUCCCCCUCUCUGACAGGAGGAGGAGGAGGUGGAGGAGGGUGAGCUGCUGCUCUUCACUCAGAGAUGCAGCAGAAGUCAAAGAGAAUCCUCGCUGAUUUCUGCUGAGCAUGAAAUCUGUCUAUGGCGUUGAUUCAGUUUCUCAGAGUUUGACUAAAAAUAAUCGAAGAAAGUGGGUCACUGCUCAUUUGAUUUUCUUCACAUUCCUGACACGCUUCCAUUUUCACUGAAGCUGCAAAGGCAUUUUUAUCUGAGGAGGAAACUUGAGAAGCAACAGCGUUCUCGCACUCUUUGGCUGCUGACAUGAAACUUUGGAGCAUCUUGGCUGCGCUCGCAGGAGUCUGAAGGUUUCCGGCACGAACCGCGGCAACGCCUCCUCACGCAGAGAAAACAUGAAAUGUGGCAGCAGCCUCUGCACGCUGAACGUUGGCGGCCGCAGGUUCUCCUACACUGCAGAGCUGAUGAGACGUCUCCCCCUCAGCAGACUCAGUCGACUGCUUCGCUGCGUGUCGGAGAGCGAGCUUCUUGAGCUCUGCGAUGACUACGAUCGUGAUCGCAAUGAGUUCUUCUUUGACCGCCACUCUGAGGCCUUCAGUUUCAUCAUGCUGUACGUGCAGCACGGGAAACUGCGCUUUGUGCCACACAUGUGCGAGCUUUCCUUCUACAACGAGAUGCUGUACUGGGGCCUGGAGAGCUCCGAUCUGCAGCUGUGCUGCCAGCGUCUCCUGGACGACCGCAUGUCUGACGCCCUUGUGCACUUCUUCCCGGAGGAGGAGCUGCCACACGGCCCCGAGGUUACGCAGAAUCCUUGGCUGGAGAGGAUGAGGAGGACGUUUGAGGAGCCCACGUCCUCGUUGGCUGCGCAGCUACUUGCUUCGGUGUCAGUGCUGUUUGUAGUCAUCUCCAUGGUGAUGCUAUGUGCCAGCACCUUACCUGAUUGGACGGCGCUGGAACAGCAAAGCAUCAUCGAGGCGGUGUGCAUUGGUUGGUUCACGGCAGAGUGCAUUGUCCGUUUCCUAGUGUCUCGUGAUAAGUGGGACUUCAUCCAGCGGCCUCUGAACAUCAUUGACCUUCUGGCCAUCCUGCCAUACUACAUCUCUGUUGCCAUGACGAGCCUGACGGGCGAGAACUCGCAGCUGCAGCGAGCCGGAGUGACACUGCGUGUCCUUCGCAUGAUGCGGAUCUUCUGGGUUAUCAAGCUGGCGCGUCACUUCAUGGGCCUGCAGACACUUGGCCUGACGCUUCGCCGCUGCUAUCGUGAGAUGGUGAUGCUCCUGGUCUUCGUCUGUGUUGCCAUGGCGAUCUUCAGUGCACUGGCUCAGCUGCUAGAGCACGGCCUUGACCUGGAGGCUGGAAACCAUGACUACGCCAGUAUCCCCGCUGCCUGCUGGUGGGUCAUCAUAUCCAUGACCACAGUGGGAUACGGGGACAUGUACCCGAUGACGGUGGCGGGGCGCGUGCUCGGAGGCCUCUGCGUGGUGAGCGGCAUCGUCCUGCUGGCGCUGCCCAUCACCUUCAUCUAUCACAGCUUUGUCCAGUGCUACCACGAGCUGAAGAUGCGUUCAGCUCGCUGCGGCCGCAGUAUGUCGGGCGAAUUCGUCAACUGACCGUCAACCUGCUGCUGAGAAGGGGCGCUGCUAUCACCUCCAUCACGAUGAGAGGGAAACAAUCGAUCGGACCAAUCAAAAAGCAACUUGACCAGAAAGUGCAUGUCGAAGCAUCCCGAACAUCUGAGUUUCCCCCGACGCCUCCAUCGGAGUGAGAGUGUGUGAUUGGCUGAAUACAGGGUGUAGUGAAACAUAACCUAACCCUCCAUUUACUGUUUUCAAGUCCAAACAGGACUCAGGUGACUUUACUUUGAUAAUUUCUCAUCCUGAGCUCGGACUGAGCUCACAGACAAUGUCCUCAGACAGUCAGGUUCUGUCUUUGACCUUUGACCUUUGAGUUUGCUCAGAAGAGUCGGGGAAUAAUGCGCUCACACAGUGAAAUGGUGGUGAGAUCAACUCAGACCCUGCGAUGCCCCCUCAGGUUAGGCAUGAGAGGCAACCCGGCGGUCUGUGGCAUAAUUGAACCCCUCCUUUGUUUCCAUGGUGACCAUAGAGCCAGUCAGCUGAAGUGUUGGAAGCAUUUGGUUUGAAUGUCCGGAUAGAGAAGCGGGCGGAGUUUGAAGUAUCUGAAUAUUUCUUCUUCUGUGUGAAAUGCUGCAGGGUUUGAACCAAAGUACACUUACAGAGGCGACCCCUUUAACCUUUGACCUUUACUCCUGAAAUGUCAAACUCUCCAUUUAGGCAGCAGCUCAUGUGUUUAUGAACUCUGACCUCUGUCACCUGCUUUCAAUCAGAAAACCACAUCAGCUCAUUAAAGGUUAAAGCUGAAAACCUCA